AUGUGUGACGUGAUCGUGAAGAUCGUUUGGGCACUGUUAACUGCCACCUUGGUGUUAACCCAGACCCAUGCGCAGACUGUAUCAAAAGAUGAAUGCGCGACGGGCGUUCAUGCCAUUAUCGCCAGGGGGGAAGGCGGGGGCGAUGAUCUGAAUGUGCUGAGCACUCUUUCAGACCUGAUCCUGAAGCAGAUCCCCGGCUCGACAACCCUCGGCUUACCCUACGAUCAUGAAAACGUCUUAACUAACUCUGCCAAACUACACACGGUUCACGACGGUGCAGUUCUGAUGCAACAGUUUGUGCAGGAGUACAGCGAAAGUUGCCCACAAACUAAGAUUGUGGUAGUGGGAUAUUCAAUGGGAGCAGUUCUCAUGAUGGAUUCUCUGUGUGGAACUAGUGAGAUUGGAUUAUUCUUCGUCGCCCCUCUUGCGCGGUUCUACAACUCGACUAUUAUAGCUGCGAUUGCGUAUGGUGAUGAAACAUACAUUCCUGGCAUGCCGUGGAAUCUGGCUAUUGUGAUUACGGUGUUUCCCAAUGCUGCUCACCAUACCCAGAAGACCACAAUGCAGCACACCACACUUACAUAUGGAAGUACAAUGAGGACGUCGUGGACUUCAUCAAACACCGUCUGGAUAAUUAUGCCCGCUUGA
Penicillium samsonianum is the source of this 648-nucleotide messenger RNA. RefSeq lists its product as uncharacterized. The record is from RefSeq and is a predicted model, not a curated record. The coding region runs from base 1 to 648 and encodes 215 amino acids. Lineage: Eukaryota; Fungi; Ascomycota; Eurotiomycetes; Eurotiales; Aspergillaceae. The transcript is spliced from 4 exons. Gene Ontology annotation, molecular function: hydrolase activity.